UUAUUAACAGUAAAAAUGAAUUAUUAUUGAAUACAAUUUGCAAGUUUUGUGAGUAGACCUUUCUAUGUUACCAUGGCAUCCAAUGUAAUAACAUUCUCAUAACCUCUAUACGCAAAAGUGCUGUGCUAACUAAAUAUUCAAUUGCGUCUAGUUGAAUUCAAUGGCAGAAAAGAAUUUAGAUGAAAAUAUUAGGAACACCGCAUUAUCCCUUUGUUUCGAAGAAGAAAAUCGACGUAAAACCGACCCAAACGAAUCACACGAACGUUCGAUCAUCGUUGUUGGUAGCAAGAAUGUUGGUAAAACAACGAUCGUACAUCGGUUUCUUGAAAAGGACGAGACACCAAAGCCAACAAUCGCGAUUGAUUACUCCUACGGUCGUAAAAUCGGAAAGAGUUUAAUAAAAAAUGUCGUUCACAUUUGGGAAAUAGGAUACUUGAGUUCUUCAUUAAUGUCAGCAGCAAUGUCAGGCGUUUCUUUAACCCAUUCUCCUGCUCAUACCACGAUAUUAUUGAUGUUGGACUUAUCGGAACCGGAAUCUUUGUGGACGACAUUCGAAGAAAUUUUCUCGAUAAUUCGUAGCGCCAUGAAAAUGAGUUACGACGACAGAACGAUUCAGGAUCUCAAGCAGCGGCGAAUUAAUGAACGUAAGAAAUCGUUGGAAAAAGAAGUAGACCCUUUUCCAUUGAAGUUAUGCAUUAUCGGAGGAAAAUAUGAUCAGUUUAAGGGUUUAGAUACGGGUAAAAGAGAAUUAAUCGGAAAAACAUUAAGAGCUAUAGCUCACACUCUGGAAGCAGGUCUCUAUUAUCAUUCUUCCAAAGAUAAGAUGCUCGUACGACAAACUAAAGACAUAUUAUCUCACUACGGAUUUGGCACGCAACUUUCUAAUAGCAAAUGCGUAGACUUCGAGAAGCCAUUAACGAUAGCCCCGGGUACAGAUUGCUUCUCAUCGAUCGAUUUACAAUUUCCUCCGACACGACCUGCAGCUAUCUUGGACGCCAUCAAACACGUUUACGUAGCUUCUAUCCCGCAGGAAUCAAAGAAUAAUGAUAUCAUCUUAAAGGAUCCAAGCAACGACUUCAAUUUUAAUGAACCAAUUAUUGAUAAACUGCGGGCUCAGAGGGAAGAGGAAAUCGGUGUUCUUCUCCACGAUAUGCUCGAAGGUCGGACACCUCAGAUUCUUGUUCCAGAUCCAUCGUAGAAGUGGAUUUAUCACUACUGAUAAGCCAAAGUGAAAAGAAUAGUUAACAGUAAACAAACUUUUUAUAAUGCAUAUCACACGUUUAAUUUGGUAAAAGUUAUAAGAAAAUUCUGGCGAGAUAUGCUUAUCUAAGAAAGUUUUCUAGAAGUGACCUAACUUAUAUGAUUAGCUAAUAAAUUAUAAAAUCAUUUGUAAAAAGAAUUCAAUUAUGUUACUAAUGAAAAUAUUGUUUAUUCUAUUCUUGAGUAAAUUUUAUUUACAGCUGUAUGUUUCAUUUACUCGAUAAAACUUUGUCAUUGUUUAUAAUAGCUCGGUACAAUAAUUUUGUUUUGCAUGAGGAAUUAAACUCUUACUAUUUGUAGUGAUAACGAUGAUAAGAUCAACGAUAAAAUGUGUUUAUUACAUGAGACUUCAAGAAAGUCGGAUUUAAUAAUGCUGGGAAUCUUAUAUUGCAUCCAGCAAGGGGAGGUCAUGAAUAGGGGGACGCCGAUUUAGAUCAUCGUUGGUGAACUGAAAGAGGUUUAUAUAACAUGAAAACAUGUCAAAUCAUUCGAUGCAACGAAUAACCGUUUACAAGAAAUAAUGACUUAAAUAAUGUACAUCGAAUUGUUACUCCACUGAUCAAAAUUAAGUAAGCGGAUGUGGCGAAAUGGUUAAGCUUGUUUUGAAAUACCGAGGUUGCGCGUUCAAAACGUAUUAACACUUUUGUUUAAUAUACAUGUUCAUUUUAUGAAAUUUCUUAUUAAAAAAUACCUAUGAAAUAU
Molecule: messenger RNA, 1962 nt
Organism: Megachile rotundata (alfalfa leafcutting bee)
Lineage: Eukaryota; Metazoa; Arthropoda; Insecta; Hymenoptera; Megachilidae
Product: cytoplasmic dynein 2 light intermediate chain 1
Biological process (GO): intraciliary transport involved in cilium assembly; intraciliary retrograde transport
Cellular component (GO): ciliary basal body; cytoplasmic dynein complex; axoneme
Molecular function (GO): dynein heavy chain binding
Source: RefSeq, a predicted model, not a curated record